UAAUAACAAUAAAGUCCCUUUGAUAUUUGCCUGCACGUCCCAAAAACAAGUACAGAGUAAUAAUCACAUCAGAUUGAUUAAAACCCUCUCACUAAUCACCUUCUUAAUCAAACCCCCCAACAGAGGCAAAAAAACGUCAUUCACUUGUCUGUUCCGGCGAAAUCGGGCGGUCGAGAUCAAUCAUGCACCGUAGAGGAAUUCAAGAAUCGGACGACGAAGAGGAUGAGACCUAUAACGACGUCGUUCCAGAAUCUCCUUCUUCUUGCGAAGAUUCCAAGAUCUCAAAACCAACUCCCAAGAAAAGUAGGAGGAACGUAGAGAAGAGAGUUGUCUCCGUUCCGAUUGCUGACGUGGAAGGAUCUAAGAGUAGAGGAGAGGUAUAUCCACCGUCCGAUUCUUGGGCCUGGAGAAAGUACGGACAAAAACCGAUCAAAGGCUCGCCUUACCCCAGGGGAUAUUACAGAUGCAGCAGCUCAAAAGGAUGUCCGGCGAGGAAGCAGGUGGAGAGAAGCCGUGUGGACCCCUCAAAGCUCAUGAUAACGUACGCCUGCGACCACAACCACCCUUUUCCCUCCUCCUCCGGUAACAACAAAUCCCACCACCACCGUACCAGCACCGUCGUCCUCAAAACCGCCAAGAAAGAGGAGAAUCACGAAGAAGAAGACGAGGAGGAGGAAGUUACCGUCGCCGCCGAGGAGCCAGUGGGAUUAGAUCUAAGCCACGUGGACUCUCCGUUGCUAUUAGGUGGCUGUUACAGCGAAAUCGCCGGCGAGUUCGGGUGGUUCUACGACGCGUCCAUCUCAUCAUCAUCUUGUUCUGGAAAUUUCCUCGACGUAACCUUGGAGAGAGGUUUUUCAGUAGGCGAAGAAGAAGAUGAAUCACUGUUCAGCGAUCUCGGCGAUUUGCCUGAUUGCGCCUCCGUGUUCCGCCGUGGAACGGUGGCUACGGAGGAGCAACAUCGGAGAUGCGAUUUUGGCGCCAUUCCCUUCUGUGAUAGUUCUAGAUGAGUGUGUUUUUGUGUGUGUGUAGCCAAAAACCUCAAGAAAGGAAAAACAAUUUUUUUUUCUUUUUCUUCCACUGUAAAGGUGUAUCAAUGUGGAUUCACAUGAUUCAUUAUAAAUCCCAAAAUAAUAAAUCAAAUA
Molecule: messenger RNA, 1142 nt
Organism: Eutrema salsugineum
Lineage: Eukaryota; Viridiplantae; Streptophyta; Magnoliopsida; Brassicales; Brassicaceae
Product: probable WRKY transcription factor 69
Exons: 3
Coding region: 183-1007 (274 amino acids)
Biological process (GO): regulation of DNA-templated transcription
Cellular component (GO): nucleus
Molecular function (GO): DNA-binding transcription factor activity; transcription cis-regulatory region binding
Source: RefSeq, a predicted model, not a curated record